This is a messenger RNA of Poecile atricapillus (Black-capped chickadee), 3886 nucleotides long. Its product is annotated as fatty acyl-CoA reductase 1-like. Gene Ontology annotation, cellular component: peroxisome. Gene Ontology annotation, molecular function: alcohol-forming very long-chain fatty acyl-CoA reductase (NADP+) activity. The record is from RefSeq and is a predicted model, not a curated record. The transcript has 12 exons. Lineage: Eukaryota; Metazoa; Chordata; Aves; Passeriformes; Paridae. Bases 124 to 1671 code for a protein of 515 amino acids. Gene Ontology annotation, biological process: long-chain fatty-acyl-CoA metabolic process.
GAGGCGCUGAGGAGGAGCCGCCGCCGCCACUCGCUCUGCUCCAGCCCCAGCGAGCCCGGAGGCGGCAGAGGAGCCCCGGCAGCCCGGUACCUGCUGCAGGAAGGGACAGAACAAGAAAGCACCAUGUCUUCAGUCUCAGCUUAUUACAAUGGAAAGACUGUACUUAUCACAGGAGCUACAGGUUUCAUGGGCAAAGUACUGGUGGAAAAACUUCUGCGCUCCAGCCCUGAAGUGAAAGCAGUUUAUAUUCUUGUCAGGCCAAAGGCUGGACAGUCAAUGCAAGAGAGAGUGGCCAACAUGUUGAAAUGUAAGGUCUUUGACAGGGUCCGAGAAGAUUGCCCUAAUUUCCAUGAGAAGAUUAAGCCUAUUAAUGCUGAACUCACUCAGCCCAAGCUGGCCAUCAGUGCUGAAGACGAGGAGGAGCUUCUGACCCGGGUCAAUGUUGUCUUCCACUGUGCAGCCACAGUUCGCUUUGACGAACCCCUCAAACAUGCCCUGCAGCUGAACGUGAUGGGCACACAGCGGCUCCUCGAGCUGGCCCGGCAGAUGCAGAAUCUCGAGGCCUUCAUCCACAUCUCCACUGCCUAUGCAAACUGCGUCCGGAAGUGCAUCGAGGAGAUCAUUUACCCACCCCCAGCCGAGCCCCAGAAGCUCUUUGAUUUAGUAGAGUGGCUGGAUGAAUCUAUCAUUCAAGACAUCACACCCAAGCUCCUUGGGGAGUGGCCCAACACUUACACCUACACCAAAGCCUUGUCAGAGUACCUGAUUCAGCAAGAGAAAGGAAACUUGAACGUUGCUAUCAUCAGGCCGUCCAUUGUGGGAGCCAGCUGGCAUGAGCCUUUCCCAGGUUGGAUUGACAACUUCAAUGGGACCAGUGGAAUAUUUAUUGCGGCAGGCAAAGGGAUCCUGCGGACCGUCAUUGCCAACAACGAAGCGGUGGCAGACAUGAUUCCUGUUGACGUUGCCAUCAACCUGACUCUGGCAGCUGGGUGGUACACAGCUGUGCACAGGCCAAAAAACUUGUUGGUGUACAACUGUACAACAGGGGGAAUUAACCCUUUCUUCUGGGGAGAAAUGGGGCAGUACGUCAUGUCCACGUUCAAAAGGAACCCCCUGGAGCAGGCCUUUCGAACACCCAAUGCUCACAUGACCUCCAGCUACUUGAUAAACCAGUACUGGAUCACUGUCAGCCACAAGGCACCUGCCAUCCUCUAUGACCUGUACAUGAGGCUCACAGGGAGAAAGCCCAGAAUGAUGAAGAUCAUCAAUCGGCUGCACAAGUCUAUGACACUCCUGCAGUAUUUCUCCACCCAGUCCUGGAACUGGUCUUCGGAUAAUAUGAAUAUGUUAAUGAGUCACCUUAACACAGAGGACAAAAAGUUAUACAACUUUGAUGUUCGCCAGCUGCACUGGUCAGAGUACAUCGAGAGCUACUGCAUAGGUGCUAAGAAGUAUUUGCUAAAUGAGGACAUGGCUGGCAUUCCAGCAGCAAAGCAGCAUCUACGCAAGCUGAGGAACAUUCGAUACGCAUUCAACACCACCCUCCUUGUGAUCAUCUGGCGCAUCUUCAUUGCAAGGUCACAGAUGGCUCGAAACAUCUGGUACUUUGUGGUGAGCCUCUGCUACAAGUUCCUGUCCUACUUCAGGGCAUCCAGCACCCUCAGGCACUGAAGCCAUCCAUCAGCAACCAGCCUCUUCCAGAAGGACCUCCAUCUCCUCUAAUCAGAAACUGUGGGCAUCGGGGUCUGAAAGUAGCAGAAAAAUCCACUCCGUCGAACAGCAGCUGGCAUUUAUUGUGCACUGUUACAUGCUCACCUUUUUAAUUUUAACUAAUGCUUUAAUACAUGGUGGUCUUUCUUCCAUAGGACCAGGCCAAUUUUUAAAGCCAUAACUGAAGCUUUAGGAACAGGUCAAGCUGGGACCCUUCAUCUAGAAUCUGAUGUGCAAGAGUAAGGAUUAACCAAAGUCAUUGUCUUCCCAUGUACUACUCCCUAGGCUAUCUUAAUUCUAUCUUCCUCAAAAGAAUCAAAUGUAAAGCAUGACCUUGGAAGACAAGGAUGCCACCAGAGAAGACCCAGCCAAGGAAGUUAACCUGUAAGAGGUCUUCCUAAAGCAGCUGUUCCUUCAUUCUCAUUCAGUGAAAUACUAUCUUAUUGAAAAAAAAAAAAAAAUUGCACCUUCUCAGUUCUUCUAAACUUUAGGAAGGGGAAAGAUCAGUCAUAUGAGGCCAGUGAACACAGGGAGCAAUUUUCAGAUCUUGUCUUUUAUUGCUGCUGAGGACUGAUGCUUUCAAGCCAUACCUGAAGACACACAUAAAAUUCAUGCACCUGUGUUAACUCAUAAGCUGCUUUCUUACAGGAAGGUGUUCUUUUCUCCCUGUAGUUAAGGUAUUAAAAAAUUCCUGGUCUUGCAUCUAUCACAUUUGCUUGGAACAUUUUUGGGGUCUUGAAAAAUGCUUUAUUAACCCUGAGAAUGAAGAGAAGACUUCAUUAAAAUCAGAAGAAUACAGAAACCCAUCAUUAUUUUUGAAGUAUAGGUCUUUUUUUCCUCUGCAGGAAACCUCUCUCCCUGCAGCUCAAAACCAGCCUGAUACUAGGCUUUCAUUACAGCUAAAUAACUUUGCAGUUGAUCAUUUCCACUGGCAAAGAAAUGUAAAGACACACAUGGAGGAAACAUCAUUGGGCCUGUUCUGCUGCCACUCCUGUCAGGAGGCAUUAAAAGUCUGAAACUUGUUUUUUUUGAGAAUAGUUUAAAUGUUGGAUUUAAUGAUCUUAAAGGUCUUUUCUGACCUAAGCAGCUCUUUGAUUCUUUGACUUCUCUAUAAGAACAGUCAUGCAACUGUGAAGGUAAUGUACUUUGUCCUGGAGUUUACAAUUUUCAGAAUUUGAUUUUUCAGAGUUUUAGAAUUAAAUUGUAAUUUAGAAAGGACACCAAGGACCUUCCCAAUGCUCAUGGCUGUUGGAGAUCCUUAUUUCUUGUAGUGAAUUGUAAAUUCCUGUGGGGGCAGAGAGAGAGAGCCUUCUUCAAAGUAGCUGGUGGAACAACAGCAAUAAAGUUACUGUGUUGUCAGAUUUUCAGAGUAAAAUCUUACACCAAAAUAUUUUUUAUUCAGAUAACACUGAAUAAGCAUUUUUAAGAUGAUCAGUCCUCAGUGCAGCACCCAGUUUCUCUAGUCUUGUGUCAUGCCAGCUGUCUGAAAAAGUAAUGCUACAUAAAAACCACAACAAAGUGACACAGGUGCUCUUUUGUGAGCUGAGAAUAGCAGAAUAUUUACAAACCUGGCAUUCCUCAAAAAUUAUACUUGGUCUUGGUAGUGAAGGUAAGAGCAAACUUCGAGUGUAUUUAUACCUGAGCACUUCAAGCUGGUUCAGAAACCUUUCUAAAGGUUGAAGGAAUUAAUCUUUCCCCCUAUGCCCCAGAGGUCUUGUUCCAAGCAAUUGCCAAAGGAUGCCUGCAGCAGAACCUGACCAGAAAUGUGGUGUCCAGGAUGGCAGGACUCUAGCAUUGUCUGCCACUGACCUGUGUGUUUGUCACACACUGCUUUUGAUCUGUGCUUAACUAGGUCAAGCCAGUUUACAAAGAUGCAAAUUUCUGAAGCUCUUGCCUUGGAAAUGUGCAUCCUGAAACUAGUGAAACUGGCUGUUGUGUCUGAGUUUUCCAGCUUCAGGACAUGCUGUGCAAGGUGUCACCACCUGGGAAACCUGGAGCUAUGUGUUCAGAGGCUGGGGACUGGUUCACUGUCCAGUGCUGCCAGAGCAAUGCUGUGGUGAAGGUUGUGGCACUGUACUUUGCUACCUUGGUGAUGGUGAGGCAGGUUGAUGCAGGGAUUCCUCCAGGAAGACUGCAUUCCCUCAGUUACAUAAUCGGGUCAUCAGGCAGCUCACAG